This is a messenger RNA of Rosa rugosa (rugosa rose), 918 nucleotides long. Its product is annotated as MADS-box protein FBP24-like. Lineage: Eukaryota; Viridiplantae; Streptophyta; Magnoliopsida; Rosales; Rosaceae. The record is from RefSeq and is a predicted model, not a curated record. The transcript has 3 exons. Gene Ontology annotation, molecular function: RNA polymerase II cis-regulatory region sequence-specific DNA binding; protein dimerization activity; DNA-binding transcription factor activity, RNA polymerase II-specific. Gene Ontology annotation, biological process: positive regulation of transcription by RNA polymerase II. The coding region runs from base 1 to 918 and encodes 305 amino acids.
AUGGGUCGAAGUAAUACAAAGUUGCCUUUGGAACUAAUAAAGAAUGAGAAGUCUCGCAAUGUCACUUUUCGAAAGAGGAAGAAGGGAUUGAUGAAGAAGACGUAUGAAUUGAACAAGCUUUGUGAUGUGCAGUGUUCUGUUAUCAUUUAUGAGAACAAAAACGGUCAACUGGUCCGGCCGGAUACCUAUCCUGAAAACCCUGAAGAAGUCAAGCAAAUUAUUGAUAGAUUUGUCUCCAAAUCAGCCAAAGUAAGGAAAGUUGAAAACUUGGCUGAUUUUUUCAGCAAACAAAUCAUGCAAGUGAAGAAAGAGACUGCCAAAUUGCGCCAAAAGAACAAUGAAGCUCGGUUUCCUUCAUGGGAUGACAGGCUAGAUGACUUCUCAUUAGAUCAAUUGCUUGCUCUUUUGAAAAAAUUGGAGCACAAAAUCGAAGACGUGCACAAGCAUUAUGAUAAGCAAUAUGCUAUUGAUGACAGUAUACUACAACAAACGGCCUUGUUUCCGAACAACAACGUAGACUAUUCUCAAAUGGUUGCAUUGAACCAAUACCCUACUAGUGGUUCGAUGAUGUACACAAGUGAUAGGGCUUUGCCUGAAGAGCAAACUAAUCUCCAAGCCUUGUUUCAGAACAACCUAAUCAAUUAUCACCAGAAUUACAAUUAUUGUUCUAUCACGAUGAACAACAGAAACGGCAUGCCAUGGCAGAACUACAACAUUCAGAGUGCUCCAUCAGCAUCAAACGGAUCAAAUUACGAUGAACAAAGUACAUCUAUGAAGUGUGAAAAUCGUCUGCAAUACGGAAACAUCGAUGAAAAUUUGACAUUAUGUAAUCACGUCCCACCACAACAGACUGUGUAUCCAAUGUCCGCAAGUUAUUUGUUUGAUAAUGCCAACCAAUUCUUGCAUCUCAAAGGCUAG